Molecule: messenger RNA, 528 nt
Organism: Linum trigynum
Lineage: Eukaryota; Viridiplantae; Streptophyta; Magnoliopsida; Malpighiales; Linaceae
Source: the annotation of a GenBank genome assembly
AUGGCUCGUGUAGCGGAGGAUCAAGUUGUUGAAUUUUCACUCGAUGAAGUUCAAUCGGUGAAAUUUCGUACUUCGAAGACUCUUUUGGGGAGACUAUUUUCGGAGACCACUUUCACUACUGGAGAGUUGAGGGAGGGCUUCCUUGAGGCAUGGCGGGUGCAAGGAAACCUUCGGGUUUUGGCCACUAAAUUUGGCCUUUUUGAAAUCAGUCUCCCAAGUGAUGAGAUGAGGGUUUGGCUCCUAAAAAGAUCUCCAUGGAUUGUUAAGGACAUGAUUCUAAAAAUUCGGUCCUGGACGCCCUCUAUCACAAGGCCUAUUUUUGAUUAUUUGGCCAUUGCUCCAUUACGUGUUCAACUAUGGAAUGUAAAAGAAGAUUGUUGCACGAAGCAAUUUGGCCAGAAAGUGGCAACUGGGAUUAUUGGUCAAGUCUUGGAGGCUGAUGUCUUUUCUUCCAAAGACACUGAUGAACGCUUUGUGAAAGUGCAUGCGCUCAUUGAUUUUACAAACCUUUGCGGUCUCAAUUCAUGA